AUGGAUGAAGCCCAGAAGUUCUGCAGGGAGUACUAUGAGGAACUGGCCACCAUCUUCAAUGCUGAGGACCAGACAGCAGCUCUGAGAGCAGUGUCAGCACAGAGCCUCACUGACGCAAAAAGCACACAUUUAAACUCAGAGCUUAAAUACUACAUGGGUCAAGGUUCAUUGACGUGGGAGGAGGCACAGACGGCUUGCCGAGCCAGUGGAGAUGACUUAGCGAGCAUCCUCACCCAAGAAGAUUACACAGCAUUCCAAAGCAUAACAGAGACACGGCAGUUUGAAAUGUGGAUUGGACUCUACUGGAAGACUUCUACCAGAAUGUGGGAGUGGUCCAAUGGGGACCCCUUUCCAUACUGUGUGUCUGAGCCUCAACUAGGUGCUAGUAACUGCUGCUCCCUGACCCAUAAGGGCCAUUGGCAGACUGAAAAUGUCACCCUGGAGAAGACAGACUGCUCUCUGAAGAGACCGUUCCUUUGCACUGGAAAAAGGAGAAUCAAGCAGACCAUUGUAAGGAUGUCUCUGAAAUCUAACACAGGAGCUGAACUCAAUGACCCAGUGGUAAAGGAACAGAUGUUGGAGCAGGUACAGUAG
Oncorhynchus mykiss (rainbow trout) is the source of this 594-nucleotide messenger RNA. NCBI's taxonomy places the organism in Eukaryota, Metazoa, Chordata, Actinopteri, Salmoniformes, Salmonidae. The record is from RefSeq and is a predicted model, not a curated record.